CCGGUCCAAACCUUAGUUGCACGCAACCCCCGUUGGAAUCCCCCGACCUUCACCACUUCAGCGACUUCUGCCGACUCGCUUCCAUUGGUCUUUUCUGCUUUCUCCAUUACUCAAAAUGCGUUACCAAGACUUUGAUGUUAUCCUCUUUCCUGGGACUGUUCAUAGCCAGCGAGUUCCCUUGCCGGAGUUUCGCACGACUCAUUGUUUUACUACGGACCCUGAUGCUCCUGCUGCCCUUCCAAAGCUUCAGUUACCUACACCUGGUGAGCCUGGUGCCGGGCACGAGGACGUGCCUUCACCUGUAUGCUUGCCCACUGUGCAUACAUUCGUGCCAAGAUUGGGCGUGGACGAGCGAUUCGUUGUCAGCAUUCACUCAUGGGCACGACUCAUCCCUAGCCCUUUUACCUAUGAAAUGGCCGCGGCGAUGUCGAAUGAAGGCAUGAGAACGCAUAUAGCGUGGGAGUUUAGGGUUUUUGUGGAUGGCGUUCCUGUUGCUUCGAGUCAUUGCGUUCAAGAUACGCUGUUUCCUUUCACGAUUGACAGUGCUGGUCACGAUGCUCGAGGUCUCCCAAUCCCUCUUACGUUUCCACCUCAACCCUGCCCAACCACCACCGAUCCCUGGAUCUUCUCCCCCGCAUCCACCGCCUCCUCCGUCAAAAUCGUCAUCACGGAAGGCUUUUUGUCGUAUCACACGAAUGGGAGCAUUAAACCAUAUUUUACGAGGACGAGAAAUGUUUGUGGGUUCAUUGCGAGGUAUUGUGAGAGAGCGUUUUUGGAGGCGGCUGGGCUGUAUUAUCCUUCGACUCGUCCGUUGGAUUUGGCUGCUAUGUCGCUUGUUGAGCCGCGUCUUCCUCAAUUGACUGAAGCCGCCGGUGCCGGGUUUGAUGUGGAUCUCUUCGAGCCUGGAGCACCUAUCACCCCUGCCACGCCCGGAGAGUGGUCCAUGCCUACUCCACUCGAAACUACUGAAUCGACAGAUCCUGUACCUCAAAACUCUUCGCACCCAGAGCCUGACCCUACUACCGCAUUGUUCGUCUUCGAGGACCCGUCAACCAACAUUGGUACUAGCGAAGUUCCCGAAGAAGUCAAGACGCCCGGUAAAGGCAAGAAGGCCAGAGUCAAGGUGGAAGACGAAGGCUACAAGUUAAAGGGAGUGAAAGACAAAGCGAUUGAGAAGAGGAAGAGUUCGAGGUUGGAGAGGACUUUGAACGGCAUGCCCCUUGAGGAGAUGAAGAAUAUUUGAAUCGAGUUUGAGAAGGAGCGUGAUGUUUCGUUGGGUAAUGUCGCGGAUGCCAUAUUUUCAUUGCAUAUACACAUUAUCAAAAGGCGGCUAUACACGGUCACGUCUCA
Messenger RNA from Saitoella complicata NRRL Y-17804, 1350 nucleotides. RefSeq lists its product as uncharacterized. The record is from RefSeq and is a predicted model, not a curated record. Bases 116 to 1243 code for a protein of 375 amino acids. NCBI's taxonomy places the organism in Eukaryota, Fungi, Ascomycota, Saitoellomycetes, Saitoellales, Saitoellaceae. The transcript has 6 exons.